GUAAAAUUACCAGCAGAUUAUUUAUAUAUUUGAAGCGGUUGUGCGAUAAUUUCGCGCAGAUGUCCCCGGCUUGCUUGUUCCGCUUGGCCUCGGCCGGUGCAUGAUAAACAGGUGUCGCUGAAGGAGGAAAUAAAGAGGAGUGGCGUGGUUUCAGCGGUUUUGGACUGUGCGCGAAAAAGCAAGAGUUCGUCCGUUGUCGAUAAAACUCUAGUCCGUGUCCCAGAAGCAAUGACAGAGGCGUGAUGGAUUCAACGAAUCAUUUUAAAGAAGGCCGGCCUGUCAGCGCGUCCGGAGACUGCGCGACUCCGGUGGGCGCUGCCAACAAGACCCUGGGCUCCCUCGGGCCCCUAGCGCGGUCCACGCCGCUCACCGCGUCGACGGUCAAAGGCCCCGAGGCCAGUGGUGAGGAGCCUCGUCUUUCAGACACACAGAGCACCACUUCGCUGUCACCUAAGCAGUCUAAUUGUGACUUCUCUAAGGGGGAUGUCAUGGCUGGCGACUCAACGCAGAUGUCUGCGAAACUUGCCAAGAGAGAAUCCUACAAGGCACAGCGCAAACACUACCGGUUCGAGAAGAAGCGGGUCGCCAUGGAGCUGUCCAGUACGCUUACGGACCCGUCGAUCAUUGUGCUGGCUGACUGGCUCAAGGUGCGGGGCAGCCUCAAGGGCUGGACCAAGCUGUGGUGCGUGCUCAAGCCAGGGUUGCUGCUCCUCUACAAGAGCCCGAAGAUCACCAAGAGUAGCCAAUGGGUCGGGACUGUCCUGCUGAAUGCAUGCGAACUGAUAGAGCGACCUUCCAAGAAGGAUGGGUUCUGCUUCAAGAUCUUUCAUCCACUGGAGCAAUCCAUCUGGGCAUCACGGGGUCCCCGGAAUGAGGCAAUAGGUGCUCUGGUACAGCCUUUGCCAGUGAGCCACCUAAUCUUCCGGGCACCCUCCGAGGCGGCAGGCAAAUGCUGGAUGGACGCUCUCGAGCUUUCACUUCGCUGCUCCUCACUACUGCUGCGUUCCAUGACAUCUGGACAUUUGCGUAGCAGCAGCGGAGGUGGAACCGGGCUGGGCACCACCCGCGACUCCACGUCAUCAGCGGGAGGCAUUGGUGGGAUGGAAGCUGAGCUCUCGCACAUAGCCAGCACUCCCACCACUGCCACCUCACAACAACGGCACUGGAACGAGAGUGACCUCGAGAACCACUUCAAGGACCAAGACCUGGGUGACGAUGCCCCCACGGACGACCAGCGAGACGGCACCCAGAGCUUGCGUUCGAGCGACACUGACUCCGAGGAGGAAGAGCACCAACGACUGACGGAGGACAGCGGAGAGGCAGAGGAAGUUGAGGAGGAACCGGAGACCCCGUAUCAGGAAGAGAGCAAUGAGGAGCUUGGAGAGGCGGGUGACGCAGGCCAGACGGAGGAGGUUGCGGAGGAAAAUCGCAGCCUCAUCUGGGCCCUGCUGAAGCAGGUUCGGCCAGGCAUGGACCUGUCCAAAGUCGUGCUGCCCACUUUCAUCCUUGAGCCGCGGUCUUUCCUCGACAAGCUCGCUGAUUAUUACUACCAUGCUGACAUCCUGUCCAGGGCUGUUCAGGAAGACGACCCCCUGACGCGGAUGAAACUGGUGGUGCAGUGGUACCUCUCCGGUUUCUACAAGAAGCCCAAGGGCCUCAAAAAGCCCUACAACCCCAUUCUUGGCGAGGUAUUUCGCUGCUGUUGGAAGCACCCAGAGACGGGCAGCCGAACCUUCUACAUUGCUGAGCAGGUCUCUCAUCACCCGCCAAUUUCCUCUUUCUAUGUGAGCAACCGACCAGAUGGCUUCUGCAUCAGUGGAACAAUUUUGGCAAAGUCAAAGUUCUAUGGCAACUCACUGUCGGCGAUUCUGGAAGGCACGGCGCAGCUGUCCUUUUUGACGAGGGGCGAGACGUACACGAUCACCAUGCCGUACGCUCACUGCAAGGGCAUCCUCAUGGGCACCCUUACCAUGGAGCUCGGGGGCAAGGUGAACAUCGUAUCGGAGAAGACUGGCUACCACACCGAACUCGAGUUCAAACUCAAGCCAUUCCUAGGUGGGUCUGAGUUGUGCAACUUGGUGAUGGGCAAGUUGAAGCUAGGCAAGGAGACCCUGUACCUCAUCCAGGGUCAUUGGGAUGGGCAGAUUUUCCUGCGAGAUAAGAGGACACAGGAGGAGCAGGUGCUGUGGCACCCAACUCAGGAAGUGAAGUCGAAACGGCUGAAACGAUCCACAGUGCCCUUGGAGAUUCAGCAAGAUUAUGAAUCUGAAAGGCUGUGGCAGCAUGUGUCGGCAGCCAUAGUACGUGGGGACCAGAUGGCAGCCACUGAGGAGAAGACUAUCCUGGAAGAGGCGCAGCGCAGGAACACCAAGGAGAGGCAGGCACGCAUGGAACCUUGGGUGCCCCGCUUCUUUGUCCAAGACCUGCUCACAGGCGACUACCUCUACAAGCACGCCGACUCCCGCCCAUGGGACCCUCGAAACGACGUUGUUCAGUUUGAGCGAAACGGAGUGAUUCAGAGCAAGACUCGGCAUCAGACGCCCAUCGUGCCCUCGGGGGGCAGCCUCGUGAGCAUUGAGGGGAGCCCUCCUGAAAGUCAGGGUGGCUUGCGCAGGCGCAUCUUGCACUCGAGCCCGCGGCAGGUGGCCGCUCACCUUACUCACCGUCACCAUCACCACCACAGGCACCAGCAGCAACAACCAGGCUCAGCUUCGGCGAGUUCCAAGAAAGAUAGAAAGAAGAAAAUCGCUGUUGGACUUCACCACAGUGGUAGCUCCUCGGCUGAGCGAGGCGCCUGCUUCUCAUGUGAUUCCACUGACAGCGAAGCGCUGGCAGCAGAGGCAGGCAAAGGAAUAGCAGCACGGUUGGGUCUGCAGCCAAGUCGAGCAGUGCUGUCGAGCAGCUCCGUGUCUCAAUCCCUGGGUCCCGCCCUGGCUCCUCUGCAGCGCUCCCUGGAAGAGGCAAACGCCACCCUGAACACAUUACAGCGACACCUUGAGCAUGUGCUGCUGCAGCAGCGGCAGCUUGAACACCGGCUCAUCCAGCGCAACGACAUCACCCCCGUGGUCUUCAUUGUGUUUGUUCUGCUUGCGUUACAUCUUUUCCUUUGGGCCUGGUUCGCCUCCUGAUCGCGUUCUGUUGUCUGACCUGCAAGGACAGGAAUACUCUUUUCGGGUGUCUGCUUGUGAUUGCCAGCGUAGCAUGCCUUGAGUGCAGUGUAUGAUACCGGUAGCUGUACUGCAAUAGUACCGGUACCUUGUACACAGUGCUGUGAUCAUCAGUGUAGCGUACCCCGCCUGCAGAGUAUGAUAUUGGUGCCAGUGGUACCGAUACUAUGAUGAUACCAAUACCUGUUGUACUGGUACCAGGUACAAAGUGCUGUGAUCACCAGUGUAGCUGCCCCACAUGUGCAUGAUAUGGUACCAGUCGCUCUAGUACUGCAAUGGUACCAAUUCUUGGUGAUACACAGUGCAUGGCGCAAGGGUGGUAGCAGCAUUGUACCAGUAACUUUAGAAGCUCCUGGGCCAUUGUGCAUGUGACACCAUUAAGCUAAGGAAGGAGAGUGUGGUAGACUUCUACACCCUCCACUGCUUCGCAGAGCCGCGGAUACAGUGGGAGUACCAGUACACGGCUUGUCAGCUCUGUUCACGCAGAUGCUGGCUAUGGAAUUUUUGAAGUGGACUGUGUGGUUGCGAAAUCACCCUCUGCCUGUACAAAGACUGAUGGAAGCUUAGGAAAAGGGGCAUUGGACCCUUAGUUCAUUUUGUACAUAGGAAUAGUGUUCUGCAAGUGUGAGUGUGGUGUAAAUGCGAUUGUCGAGUGAGUGUAGACGUCGAAUGUAGGUGCAGCAUGAACUUGGCUGUGGCACUGUACCCCCCAGUACUACCAGGAAGAGCGUGUGGUUCCUCAGGGCAAAAACAAUGUGGUGUGGAUAAGUAAGAGGAGAUCUGUGUUCCGCGUUAUAUAUAUAUAUGAGAUAAGCUUUUCAAAUGUAGCAAUUACCCUCACGUACCGGCAGCUGUGUGCCGUCUGGUGCUGCACGAUGCUGCCAGAAGGACAGCUCUGUUCUACGAGUGUCCUGAGUGCUUGGAAAACAGUGAUGACCACUUGAGUUGGGCCAUUGUACAUAAGAGAAGAAAUGCAACCAUCAGUGUUACUGCUGCAACAAGCUACAUGAUGCCACUGAAAUUAAUGUGGCUCAGCUUCCUUUUGGUAGCUGGGGAAUGAAGUCGAGCUUCUCGGCCAACUUCCUGCACAUGAUAAAACAGCUUUCAAGAUUAUGGGCAUUUUGAGUGUGUACCAUUGUGGGGUGCAGCUGAAGCAAAAAGUCCUCCCUCCCCCUUUCUUUCUCUUGCGUGAAUGAAAAUAUUUUGAGCGUUCCAAACAUACUCUAAAGUUAAUUGACAGACCAUUCAUCAAAGAGAGAAGACUCCAAGUGAAGAGCAGGGAAGAGAUUAAGUGGAGGAUCAGUGGAAGGUUCAUCACAAGUACACAGCUUGUAACUUUAGUUCAGUGUAAAAAAAAAAAGCAAGCAAGCAAACAAACAAAACAAAACAAGAUUGCUUGUCAGUAUUGUCUUUCGCGCACAUGGAGGGAAGUGUCUGAGAAGCGUUCUUUUAUGGGCUCACCUUUGUUGGGCGGCUGGAACUGCAAUGAACUGGAAUUGAAUAGAUUCCGUAGGGAAAACAGAUUCUACAAUCGUGACGCUGCACAUAGCACCCCUGUCUUAGCACCCCCUCUCUGUGGUCAAGGCACUGCUGCAUUUCUGGUACCCUGCAAGCCAACUUUGAACAUGAGUGUCACCUGCUUUUUGUUCCCACAUGUGCAAACUAUUAAGAAAGUACGGUGGUUGCGAGUCCCUUGGCAUGUCUUCAUGGCUCGCAUGCUUGUUCGUGGUGAUGCAGCAUGCACACAUUGACUUGCUCCUGGUCGUAGCGGGCUUAGUCCUAUGCCACUUUGAUGAGCAACUGCAGCAUCUUCAAUACGUUGCAUUUGUAAACAAAUUCCUACAAACAAAUUUCCAGAAGCACGAGGCAGAAAAUAUUGACCUUGAAAGUGAAUCAAAAAGAAUCUGAAAGGGUUUCUGAAUCUUGCAUGACAAUACUUCUCGGAUUAGCGUAAGGGUAGUAAUGAAAAGUCAGCAUUACUUCCUAUAUUCAAUUGUAUUACUGUGCUAUAGAGCCCUAAAAAAAAAAAUGCUGGGUAUUCCCUGUCUGUGAGCUCACUGUGCAAUGUAAAGUAUCUGCAACAGCCAGGCUCACGCCCCUGACAGCAGUGUCAAGAGAAACUGUUGGUUGUGAUUAGCCCACAUAUUCUGGCUAGGGCCUGAAAGCAGCAUUUAUAUGGUCUCUGUAGAUUUAAAAUGCGCGAGAUUCGACCACAGGAUUGAUGUUUUUUUUUUUUUUAAGGGGAAGGGAGGGGGGGGGUGGUGCAAUUUUUAUGAUAAAUUUUGCUGCUUGUAAGCACAUGGAGCGUGCAAUACCAAUACAGGUAGCCCUGAAGCUUUCUCAGAACAUGGUCGGCACACUGGCUAUAGAAAAGCUGUAAUGCAGUUCUUGCUAACACGCAUUUCUCUGUUGCCUUUAAAUUUGUCACAGCACAAAGUAUGUUUAAUUUAUUUGUCCCACAAUUUUUUAGGUGAUGUACCAUAUUUGCACGUAAAUAAUGCGACCACGAAUGUAACAUGAUAGACUGGGAAAGACUGGGUCUCUAAAAAAAAAAAAUGGUACAGUAGGCUUCCGUUAAUUAAACUCCAGUUGAUUCGAUUUUUCAUUUAGUUCGAUCCUGACCGGAGGUCCCGGCCAGCGCCUGUGCAUUUCUAUGGGCAAAAACUUCUGUUAUUUCGAUCCUAACAUUAGCCUUUGCCGGAUAAUCCAAACUUGACAUUCAGCAUACACGAGCCUGACUUUGACAGUGAGCUCUAUAGCGACCCCUUUAUUGGCAGCGUCUGUCGCGGCAGAGCUUAGGGGACAGUGAAUGCGUGGGUCGAACAAAUGUCAUCGCCCGUUGAAAACGCUUAUUUUCGGCACUACCAAGGAAGAUUUUCAAAUAAUAACUGUAGAUCACAAUUUCUGAUUACGGUAUUUAUCGGUUUCUAACGCGCCUCCUUUUUCUUUACCCUCCAUAAAGUUUGGCCAAAAAUUGCUUGCGUGGUGCAAUCGGUACCAAACAAAAACCGCCUUUGCGGCGUUUGUAUGCUUUACCGCAUAACACCGGUGUGUCGCGGCGAAGCUGACUUCAAAUUAUGCGCGGCGAAGCUGACUUUAAAAAAAAAUAAUUGGGCGCCGUUGGGCAACACGUGUUACACCCUUGCCCAUUUUUAUUCUUUAAAAAAAUUGGGUGUGCGUUAGAUUUCUUUGUCUAAAAGCUUUUAUGCCAUAUCUACGCUAGUUUUCUACUUUGGACACUUAGAAAGUGGGUACGCAUCUGAUUUGGGCUGUAUAAUUAUUAGGCAAAUACUGCCAAAUGAGUCAGUGGAGUUCUGAGUUUUUUCUGCCUCUUGUUUAAUUGAACCCACUCGAUAAUUCAAUCCAUUUCAUCAGUCCCGUUAGGGUUGAAUUAACGAAAGACAAUUGUAUUACGAUUACAAUGCGAACUGAUGCCGUGAAGAAAUGGGCAACGACGCAUAAAAGCAGAUGCCCGCAAGGCUUUAUUUAUCGUUACAGCUAACUGCCGUCGCAAAAUAAAGUGAAAAGGCAGCUGCUGAUGUACGUACUUAUCAUUGCCAGCAAGAAUGGCGUUGUCCUCCGUGACACCCACCAAGAUUACUGGAAAGGCAGGAUUUCAAAAAUGCCCAUUGCAUUAUCAAACACAACAAAGCCUUGCAUGGAUUGAUUGCACGGUCUUCAUGUGUCCAACUUCGAAGACAGCUCACUUGACAUGCCUGCACAACAGUGCCGAUCGUCUUGCUCGAGGUUGGGAUUAAUACGCAGUGACCACAUUGGUGCGGUACUAACAGUCUUCUAAUUGGGAGAAGAUUGUGAACUGCACAGCGGCAACCCCCAACAUUGGUGGCAUGCGCAAGAAGGCUCCGUAUGCAGUAGUGAUCAUGGUGGUGCCUAGUGGUUUAGCUCAUUGCAGUUUGAAGUGCUAGAGAAAAUUAAACUUCAGAAAACUUUAUAUUUGUGUCACAAGCCUGAAUGUAACGUGAGAUGUGUUCUGAGGCUCGAGAUUAAGAAAAGAAAAGCUCUUGUUGUACUCGUGCAAAUAUGUUAAUAUACCUGUCACACGGGGCACUUUUGAUCACAAUUGAUACAUGAUCGGCCAAUGGCUAUUUUGUGGCUUGUUGCAAAACGGAGCCAAUCACGCUUGAGAAAUUCGAUCCCUAUCUGGCUUGAUCAGGAUCGAAAGUGCCCUGUGCUGACUGGGGUAUAAUUAUCAGUGCAUAAUAAAAUCACCCUGUUCUGCUGUUAGCUGGUUCCAAUUUAAUGGCAUUGCCGUCUUUGAAAAGUCUGUUCCUUUCUGCAUGAUCUGCUAGCCACUCCUUCGUCGAUACAGAAUGAAUUCUGUAUUUUGCAAGGGCACAUACUUUGUUAUUGAAAUUUACAAGCUUAAAUACAAAUUUAGUGUGCAGUGCUUUGUGCUUCUUUAUGGCUGGAUUUUCUAGAAUCAGAAAACAGCUCACAUGUUUUUUUACCUGUAAAAUUGCUAAAGCUCAGCAUGAUGGUAACUGUGAUCGAAUAAAUGCUGCAAAAAAUUUUUCAAUGAAAUCAGCACAAGAUUGCACAUGUUAUUAUGAAUAGUAACUUCACACUGCAAUCAUGCUGUUAUGUAAAGCAUGCAAAGGGAAGCAUCCCAUUGCCAUAAACACAUGAUGGCUACUUGUUUAAGCCAUGUUUGCUGCUAAAACUGCAUGGAAAGUAGGGCUGUGUUUGGGCAUAAACGAACUGAGCUGUGAACAAAGUUUCGGUGAGUGCAAUAGGUUUGAAUUAUAAACUAACACUUGGUCAUGUUGCUCAUAAGGGAAGGUAGAGGACACGUGCUGCUUCUUGGGAGAACUUGCAAGUGCAGUGGUCUUGUCAGUCAGGCUGUGGGCGAACAAUGUAGUCGUUCAUGUGAUGCCAGUCAUGUGGCUGUGUACUUCAUGAAUGUAGACAAAGUAUUUACAGUCCAGAGCUGGCAGAGUUAGGAGGAUAUACACGAUGAGCGUGCAAGAAAUGGACUGGGGAAGUGAUUGAUAUUGCUGAAUGGUGGUACUUAUAGUAGCUGUAUGCUUCACAGCACGUGGAGUGUCAACUUUGACUGUGACUGUGUGCUUCACUGUUGUAUAUCUGUACUGCUAAAUUAACUGCAAGUCAUUCUCUCGCGUUGGGAGGCUAUACGAGGGAAGUAGACCGCAGUCUGAAAUUGCAGAAAAUGCGCCAGUGUUCUAAAAAAAAUCUUGGGGGUUUACAUAUGACCUUAGGAUCACAGAGCUUUAGCUCUGGAGCAUAGAACGGCACGCUAUGGCAUUUCAGGGAAUCACUUAUGUGUUUGAUUGGACCUCCUGCAAUCUGCUGGUCCUUGUGCUUUGGACACAAGUGUCAGUGCACAGAAUGUUGCAUGUGCUCUUUUUUACAUGCUUGCACUUGUACUGAUGUGUUGCCAUACAAGUGCAGCAUCCUGCUUGUGCGAGUUGCACGGAAAUGCUUAGCACACACUGAUGGACCGGUAGUUUGUAGAUUUACAAGCCUGUUGCGCCAUUCUCUGCUGUCGUGCCCGAAGCAAGAUGUCCUUCAAACACACUACAGUGUGAGCAAAUGGGCGCACUUUCAAAGCAAGAAGUUCACUUCUGAUAGUGCAAAUAUAUAGUAUUAACUCGCAACAAACAGUUGAUCAUCCUACAGACAUAGCAAGGCUACAGUUGCUACGUGUUGGACGGACAUGUGUCAUUUAUAGGCCAACUGCAACGAAAUUUCAUUUUGACUAAAUCGGUUAUAAAUUGGUGUAUAUACUAGUAUUGGAGCAACCUUGGCAAAGCUUGCAAUUGUAUCUUUCUUAUUAACAGCCUUAGAAUGGCACUUAGCGGAUGACAUGUGGUUAGCUGAUAGGACUCAAGCCCUGAACCAUGGACUCCGAGAUUUUCAGAGUGCUGCCGGCACCUGAGGUCUCCGAGGUCAUACCAAGAAGCUGCACUGGUUUGGAACAUCUUGUUUCUACGUAUUAAUCUCGUUCCAUCCCCCCCCCCCCCCCCACCAGUUUGGUACCAAAAAACAUCUAUUUCUAUUACUUUUCAUGGCACCUCUACUCGUUCUUUGAAAUGUAAAAUUUUGCACCGAGUCUGAAACUAGGCUUUUUACACAGUUUAAAGCUUUGUUGCAGUUGGCCUCUUAAAGAUGGCCUCUUAAAGAUAGCCAUGGAGGAAGGAAACAAAUCAGGAGAGCCCCUGACGUCAUUUUUUGAAGCCGGAAGUGCAGCCAUGUUGGUGUGCCACCUCUCUUUGCGCCUCCAAUCAGGGGUUCUGCAGUUCGCCGGAGCAGAUGGGCGCGAACUUUGAACUUGCACUGUUACGAGCCGCCGGAAGUGUGUGCUCCUGACGCACGUCAAAACAAAGCCUACAAAACUUCUGUAGCAGUUUUAGUGAAGCAGACGCGCUCCUGUGUUUUUCCGUGACACAUUGAAGAAGACAACGAAGACUCGCGCCAUGAUUGCUUGAGUGUAUCUGUUGCUGGCCGACACUCACACUCACAGACCCAAAACGCAACUUUCAAGCUUACACACCAAACUCCAAAGUCAGCUUUUCUCGCAAACAGAAGGUGCUGCGGGAAAGACACCGGCGGAAAAAUGUUAUCUCACUUUUCAGAGACCGAGAGCAGCAGCGAAAGCUUCAGGAGCAUGGUUGUCAUGGCAACGUUGACAUUUGGGGUACCCGUCCCAGUGCUCCUUUGCGAAAAAACAGCACGUGACUUCCGCCACACCUUCUCCAAUACGCUCGUGCUGGCCAGGGACUCUCCUGGGGUUUCCAUCCUCCAUGAAGAUAGCCGUAGCUAGGAUGAGAAGACUAGGCAGCUGGUCAUUUGACACAAGAUUGCUGCCAGCAUGUGCUGGCAUGUGUAUGUAAAUCUUGAUAAAGUGGUGUUUCUGGACAAUUACAUCCUUACUUAGCUGACUAGUUUGCAUGUCAUCUGAGAAAGUGGGAUAAUUUUGGUAGUCUUUCAUCAAUUGUCGAUUGUGGUUUUGCAGAGCAGCGUGCGUCAUGUGAGAUUUUGUGAAAAGCUUGGUAAAUUAGGUAAUCUACUACUAGUUGAUGUUGUCAAGCCCAAGUGCUAAUGUUGUUUUCUCUGUCUCGAAGUCCGCUUUAAAUGCCGUCAAGCCUGUACCGUAGUUUAUCCUGAGUGGCAGUACAAAUAUCUACGACGCACUGCAUAUCACAGGGGCCUGCGUAAAGGCACUUCUACAGAGAUCAAGAUCAACUUACCUGUACCUUCAAAGGCAAAGUCUGCUUUCCAUGCGUUACAUGAAAAGCUUUGGCAAGUUGAGAUCACAAAUCUCAAAGUACUAUGUUUCGGCUAGCAAACUUUAUGUAACGUAGGGUGUUUCUCUGUGCAAAUGUUGUAAAGAUCCUCCUAUCUGUUGGACUGUAAAGAUCCUCCUAUCUGUAAAGAUCCACCAAUGUUGGACUGAACGACAUGGUGGUUACCUUGUUGCAUAACAGAUAGUGUGAAGAAAUUGAAACAUUAUAGCUGUUUUAUACGGAAUAGGAGCAGUAAAAAUGGUUAUUAAAGCUGAGAUGCUUUUAUUUUAUGACAGUUGUUUUAGUCUUUGUAAUGCUUAUGAGAUGAGUUUUGCGUUAGCACCGAAUUGUAGGCUUAAUGCUUUUUACAGUGGAUAGUUAGUAACUCUUGUUUGCUGUUUUUUGUUGAAUGAGCACUUACUUCACCCAUACUUUAAUUGGUGCUAAUGUCACAUCAUGUGGUUGCGGCAAUUUCUUUUUCGUAACUGUUGCAUUCGGCAAAUUGAUUGAUGUACGAGUGAAAUGUUGUUGUUUUCUGAUUUUUAUACAUAUGCGUUUGCUAGAAACACUUUUAUUGUGUUUGAACUGCUGUUUCUCAUUCUGGAUUUCAUUUAUUUUGUAGGCCUGCUUGGGGGGUAGCCUUUGAAGGAAAUUUGUUUAACAGUGCAUUGUAGCCAUUGCUGCUACUAAUAGAUGCGCACUUUCGUACUUGAAUAUGCAUUGAUAGUUCUUUGAGAUUGGGAUUGUUUGUAGAUGGCAAAGUCUUAUUACUAGUGUUCCCUUAAAUUUCAAAUCCUCUUUUGAAUAUGCUGCUGUUAUUGCCUCCAAAAUGCUCGUCUCUAGCAUUGCAUCUUGCUUACACUCAGCUUAAAUGCAUAUGUAACCAAUCUUAACUCGAAGCAGCACUAACUUACUGGGAAGUAGAUUGCUGAAUGUAAGAGCUUCGCUUUUGGUCUGGUUGAUCUUCUAUCAUCUGUUUAUGUUUCAGGUGAGAAUUCUAAAUUCACUUCUUGUGCCUCAAAGUUAACAUCAUAGGUAGGACACCUUUAGAGGUAUGAGGAGUGGAUAUGUACCGUAUUUACUUUACAGAUGAUGGAACGGUGUUGCGUCACGAGAAUGUAUGUGGUUUUGGGACGGGAAAAGGGCACAGUGCAUGCAUCUUUCGCUUCUUAUAUUUACUGCAGCCUGAAAUGCUCCUAGAGCCUGCAGCUUAUACUUCAAUACACUUAAACUUUUGUUCAUGUGAUAUGGGAACUACUAGAGAAUUUGCACUCCUUGUAUGCAGCUUAGUUUCUGUCAGAAAUUGUGGGAAGCCUCGUAUUGCUAGUCGUUCGCAAAGUGGCAUUUGUGUACUGAGUGAAUUCAUUAUUAUGCAUGUUAAUUGCUAAAAGUGUGCUUCUGUGUUUGAGCUUAUACUUUGCAGAUUGUAAAUAUUUUUGUGUCCGUACGUACUGCUGUUCUUUUGUAUUUUGCUGCUUGGAUUAUUCUGAACCAUGCCGGCAGCAUUUGCUUGGACAAGGAAAAGAAUAUAUGCCUGCCGUACUGUACUAUUUGAAGUUGUUCAGUAAUGCGUACCUCUAUGUGUAUAGUUUGUAAAAUGUGUUGCACUAUUCCAUAGAUGCACACUCCAGUACGUGUGUUGCAUCCUUGUGCCAUGAUUUUGCAGUAUUUGUCAUGUACCUUUGCAUUUGUUACCUGAAUUUAGUUGCUGGCAUUAUGAGCAGACGUGCAUUUAUUUUUAAUUUUAUCUUUACGCUGUGGUCGCAUACCGCAGCAGCAUGUGUGUCAACAGUGAAGAUAAGAUGAAUUGUUGAACUUGGGGAGUCAGAUUUUUACAUGCGACUUGUGUAGCUGAUGGGGCUGACGACGUUCCUUCAUGGUGAAGCUGUGUCGUACUGUUGUACACUCGUCGAGUUGUUUUUAUAGAGUUGGUUACUGUAGCAUGUAAAUAAAGAAAAAGUUACGAGCAGUG
Dermacentor silvarum is the source of this 12404-nucleotide messenger RNA. RefSeq names its product oxysterol-binding protein-related protein 8-like (gene Orp8). Lineage: Eukaryota; Metazoa; Arthropoda; Arachnida; Ixodida; Ixodidae. Gene Ontology annotation, cellular component: cytosol; membrane; intracellular membrane-bounded organelle. The record is from RefSeq and is a predicted model, not a curated record. Gene Ontology annotation, molecular function: cholesterol binding.